AUGCUGAUUUUAUUCGGUAUCAUCAUCGCUAGUAUAAGUAUUUUUAUACUUUUUCUGUAUUAUUCUUUAGAUAAGAAAAUAAGUUAUAAAGAUUUAAAUAGAAAGCACGUCGUGAUUACCGGUGGAUCAAGUGGAAUCGGAAAAGCGGUUGCAAUAGAGGCAGCUGAAUUAGGUGCAAGUGUUACAAUUAUUGGCCGUGAUAAAAAUAAACUUCAAUCAGUUGUCGACGAGAUAAAAAGCCGGCACACUAUUCAUUCCUACCAAAAAAUUCAAUAUGCGUCGUUGGAUGUCACUUCUGACUAUAAAUCUAUAGAAAAGUGUUUCACUGAACUUGAAGAAUACAUAGGCCCCAUAUUUAUGCUAAUCAAUUGUGCUGGUAUGUGCAUAUGUGGUCAAUUUGAGAAUAUGAAUGUAGAUGAUAUAAAGCAAAUGAUUGACUUGAAUUACUUUGGUACUGCAUACCCCACACGUUACGUUUUACCAGGGAUGAAGAAACGAAAUGAGGGAAUAAUUGUUUUUGUUUCAACAGAAGCAGCUUUGUUUGGUAUCUAUGGCUACAGUGCCUAUGGUGCUGCUAAAUGGGCUGUUCGUGGAUUAGCUGAGUCCGUGUUCAUGGAAUUAGUAGGCACAAAUGUUAGGCUUACUUUAGCCUUUCCGCCUGAUACUGACACCCCUGGCUUUAAACAAGAAGAACUAACAAAACCUAAGGAAACCAAACUGAUAUCUGGUUCAGGUGGCUUGCAUUCACCUACCACAGUUGGGAAAAAAAUGAUUGCAGAUGCAAUGAAAGGAAAAUCAUACUCUGUUUUUGGAUUAACCGGACAUAUUUUGUCAUUGAUGUAUUGCGGGACAAUAGACAGUAUCAGUCAAGUGUUAUUGCAAAUAGUAACACUAGGUUUUAUAAGGGCUAUCAUCAUUUUAAUUGUUCUGUCGUUUCACAAAAUUGUUAGGGAUGGCCUUAAAGAAAAAGCCUCUAAGAAACAUUCAGAAAAAGAUGAUUGA
Messenger RNA from Leptosia nina, 1002 nucleotides. Lineage: Eukaryota; Metazoa; Arthropoda; Insecta; Lepidoptera; Pieridae. The record is from the annotation of a GenBank genome assembly.